Molecule: messenger RNA, 3311 nt
Organism: Rubroshorea leprosula
Lineage: Eukaryota; Viridiplantae; Streptophyta; Magnoliopsida; Malvales; Dipterocarpaceae
Source: the annotation of a GenBank genome assembly
GCGUCUGAAACGGUGCUUAUGACAACAAGAAAAAUCCAAACCCAUGAAAUCUCGUCCCCAUAGUAAUCUUUCUCAGGAUCUCUUUGUCCUAUGAAUCCCAAUAAACAAAUAAAAAAGAACAAAUCUUUCUCUUUCUCUUUGUUUACUUUACCGGAAAGAUAGAAAGAAAGAGAGCAAUUCAACUUGUUCUUUCCUUCUCAGGAACUCAGUGAAGUCAAUGCAAUCUGCUGCUCUGUUUCUCUCCGUGGAUCUGAGUCUCUGUUAGAUCAUUCCCAGAGGGUGAAAGGGGAGAUUUGGGUUUAUUGAUCAAUGCUGAGAAAGGAAAGCUUGGGAAUUCAGGGCCGGUUUAGACAGUUGUUGAAGAAAUAUAUUGAACAUGUACAGAUCGUUUGUCACGUGUGAUGAUCCGAAUGGAGUUGUAGAAUGUGGAAUGAUUAGAAGAUCAAGAAGUCGUCCAGGAAAAAUGGAGCCUAAGAUCGAAAGAGGAAAAGAAAUGAAGAAAUCAAGCGCGUGUAAGGUGGAGAAAGGAGACAUAGUUUCCAAAGGGAGCUCAGCAGAAUGCCAUAAACCGUCCUCCUCUCAGCUCUUGGAGGUUUCCAGAGGAGCUCAGAAGCUGAAUCAGGUAAUUGAUAUAUGGUCUAAGGAGACUAAGAAUGUUGGGAAUUCUAAAGAUAUAGCAAAAGAUUUGUUGAAAGGGGCUCUUGACUUGCAAGAGUCUUUGCAUAUGCUUGGGAAACUGCAAGAGGCAUCUCAGUACAAGUCAAGGUUGAAGGAGAAGGAGAAAUCUGAUAGAUUAAGAAUGAGUGAAGUGAUGGAUAGAGUGAAUUCGAGUUCUUUUAGAUUUAGAGAACAGAAUUACCAGAUGGGGUUUCAAAAUCCGCGGCUUUCUGCUGAUGGUUCCUCCAGAGAUUCCAUUGAAGAGCUUAAGAAAGUGAUCAGAGAAAGCCUAGCGAGGCAGAAUCUAUUGCCCGAUGGAAAGACUGAAAAAAAUGCCUACCUCAGUGGAAGAUACAUGGAGUCAGCUUUGGAUUUGCCCUCCACGAGCUCGAGCCAGACUUCAAUGGUUCAUACCAGCAACUUUAGUUCCACUGACUCACCUAUGUCAUCAGCAGCUUCAGAGAAGAAGGCAAAGGGACCAACUUUGGUAGCAAAACUUAUGGGUUUGGAAGAAUUUCCUUCAAAACAAUUGCAAACUACUACCAAACUGCUGGACAGAGAGAAGAUUUUCAAUCAGCAGAGGCCUGCCUUUGAUAUGGAUAUGCCAAGGGCAAGGAAGCCUCCAUUUCUAGUUCAAAAGGAAGAUUCUGAGCGGAGGACGCUGCAGGAGAUUCUUGAAACCAUACAUUUGAAAGGACUUCUGAAAAGCAAAUCCUCCAAGGAGCACAAUCCUCCUUACCUUCAUUCCCAUGAUCCCUUUUCCAGACAAAGGUUGCUCAAUGAUGGUGUGCCUAUCGUCCUCAUAAAACCUCUACGUGAUCCAUGGUCACAAGUAAAGAAGCCUUCUAUGCCUGUUUUUGGGGAGGAGAGGGCUGUGAACAAGGAAACAGUGCUCAAGAAAAAGAAAGCAAAUGAGGAGCCUCCUAGCAUAACAAUUGAUUGCAAACAACGGGGUUUGAACUAUGACAGAAUGAGUGACAACGUAGUAGCAGAAGAGACUACAAUGAAGAGGGUUAGCCAUGAUGGAGUUGGAGACAGAAAAAAGACAAAGAUUAGGUCCGAGAAACAAGAAGUUGAGACCAAACAGAAGCUUCUGAGCAGGAUGAAAAAUGCUGGUGCUCUAACUCAACAACCAGAGAAGAAAGAUGCAAUUGAAAAGAAACCUGUUAAGGUUCAGAAGCUUGCAACAGCUAGCAGAAAACCUGUAGAGAAAGAGAUUGUAAAAGCUAAAAAUUUGACAAGAUAUCAAGACGAAGCUAAGGGGACACCUACAAAGUUCUAUAACCUCAGAAAUAGUACAAAGAAUCAAAGUUCCCAGAAACAAAGUACUGCUUCAAAUUCCAUCUCUACUAGCAGAAAACGAGCUAAAGUGCAUGGUACCAGAGAGCAAAAAAAGAGUCCAGUUAAAAAGGAAACGCCAGUUAGCAAGCCUACAGCAGCUAAAGUGAUUAUAGAGAAUUUAGGACAUGAGGCAUAUGGCAAGAGGCUUACAUCAGAAAAUGACUCUGCUUUAGUUGAAGACCAAAAAUCUAUGGAGGGAACUGAAUCAUCUGAAAAUCAGCUUGGAGGGCACUGCAAUAAUGACCGGAGUUCUGUUUCUGGAAUUAUACCAGGAACUGGUGAAUUUCAGAGAGACAGUAAAUGUAGUGAAGAAGUUGAUGAUCGACUUAGUCCACAUGAAGAAAGUAAAAGUUUCAGAACUGGAAACACUCUAAAAGCUCUACUUUUGAGCAAUCCAGAAUUUCAAAAUCACGCAGAGGAGCUUUUUGAUCUUAAUGUGAAUGCUCCAACAACUUUUCAACUACACAGAACCAUAGAUUCUAUAGAUUCCCAAGUAAGACUCUCCCUGGAUUGUGCAAAUGAAAUUACUCGACGCAGAGGCUCUUUAGAUUCUCAAAUGAUCCACCCCCUGUCACCCAACCUGGUUAGAUUCAUGAGAAUCCAUAUAUCUCUAGAUCAGUUGUUGGACCAAGUUUGUUAUGAGGUUGAGAUUCUGAGAAGCUAUUCUGAACUAGCUGGUAAGAACAAUCCUACAGAUACCCUUCGUGAAAUGUUGGAAAGAGAUAUAAAACACAAAGAGCUGUCAACUGGAAUAUGGGAUUUGGGUUGGAGCAAUGUAUUUUCAAUGGAUGACAUAGGGGCCAUUGUGAAUGACAUAGAGACUUGGCUCAUAACUGCACUAGUUGAGGAGAUAUUUUCAUAAACUUCUCCUUCAGCAAAGUAUUACCUGGUUCUACUGAUACAAGGAUUCAUUCAAGAGGAAGGUGUUGCAAUCUUCUGUAAAUAUGCUUACUUUUACUUGUAGCUAAGGCCUCAUUGUUAUUUGGAACUUUGAAAUUUAUCUGCAAAACGCUGAUGAACAACUAGGAUUUAGAUUUGAGAGUUACAUUCCAAAUGUGAAAUUUUUCAUUAGCUACUGAUAAACAUGUGAAAGAACAUUUCUUGGUUAAGAGCAGACAGGUAGGUGUAUCGAAAAGUGUUGGAUAUAAAAGGAAAAAUGUAAAUAAUUGAAGCUUUCCUUUGUCUUAUCUCUUCAUCCUCAUCCUUUUUCCUUUCAGUCAAAGGAAGCAAAAGACAGGACAGCCUCAUCAGACAUGAAUUAUUUAGGUACAGGUCAACUUUCAUGCUGGAUAUUAUAAAUUUGUUCUUAUGUU